Molecule: messenger RNA, 2100 nt
Organism: Scedosporium apiospermum
Lineage: Eukaryota; Fungi; Ascomycota; Sordariomycetes; Microascales; Microascaceae
Product: Glutamine--fructose-6-phosphate transaminase (isomerizing)
Exons: 5
Coding region: 1-2100 (699 amino acids)
Biological process (GO): protein N-linked glycosylation; UDP-N-acetylglucosamine metabolic process; fructose 6-phosphate metabolic process
Molecular function (GO): carbohydrate derivative binding; L-glutamine:D-fructose-6-phosphate transaminase (isomerizing) activity
Source: RefSeq, a predicted model, not a curated record
AUGUGUGGAAUCUUCGGCUACGUCAACUAUCUGGUGGAGAAGGACCGCAAGUUCAUCCUCGAGACCCUCAUCAAUGGUCUCUCUCGCCUAGAGUACAGAGGAUACGACUCUGCCGGUCUCGCCGUCGAUGGCGACAAGAAGAACGAGGUCUACGCUUUCAAGGAGGUUGGAAAAGUUGCUAAGCUCAAGGUGCUCAUUGACGAGUCCAAUGUCGACUUGACCAAGAUCUUCGAUUCACAUGCCGGAAUUGCCCACACUCGAUGGGCCACUCACGGUCCUCCCUCUCGCAUUAACUGCCAUCCCCACAGGUCCGACCCGACCUGGGAGUUCUCCGUUGUUCACAAUGGUAUCAUCACCAACUACAAGGAGCUGAAGACCCUCCUCACCAGCAAGGGCUUCAAGUUCGAGACCGAGACCGAUACCGAGUGCAUUGCUAAGCUUGCCAAGUAUCUCUAUGACCAGAAUGAGAGCAUUGGCUUCACCGAUCUUGCCAAGGCCGUCAUCCAGGAGCUUGAGGGCGCUUACGGCUUGUUGAUCAAGUCGGUGCAUUAUCCCCAUGAAGUUAUUGCUGCUCGUAAGGGUUCCCCUCUCGUCAUUGGCGUCAAGACGCAGAGGAGGAUGAAGGUCGACUUCGUCGACGUCGAGUACUCGGAGGAGGGAGCCGCCCUCCCUGCCGAAGCUGCCUCUCAUAACGUUGCGAUCAAGAACAACCCCAGCACUCUUCUCGGUGCCGGCCUUACAGCCCCCGACAAGUCGCUCCUCCACAGGUCUCAGUCCCGCGCCUUCAUGACUGAUGAUGGUAUGCCCAUGCCUACGGAGUUCUUCUUGUCUUCGGAUCCCUCCGCCAUUGUCGAACACACCAAGAAGGUCUUGUACCUCGAGGAUGACGACAUUGCCCACAUUCACGAGGGCUCCCUCAACAUUCACCGCCUUAAGAAGGCCGAUGGAAGCUCCAAUGUGAGGACCAUCCAGACCCUCGAGCUCGAGCUCCAGGAGAUCAUGAAGGGCGAGUUCGACCACUUCAUGCAGAAGGAGAUUUUCGAGCAGCCCGAGUCCGUCGUCAACACCAUGCGGGGUCGUCUCGACAUCGCCAACAAGACUGUGACCCUCGGUGGUCUCCGAUCGUACAUUACCACCAUCCGUCGAUGCAGGAGGAUAAUAUUCAUUGCAUGCGGUACCAGCUACCACUCUUGCAUGGCUGUCCGUGGUAUCUUCGAGGAGCUCGUCGAGAUCCCCAUCGCUGUCGAGCUUGCCUCGGAUUUCCUUGACCGACAGGCCCCCGUCUUCCGUGAUGACACUUGCGUCUUCGUCUCCCAGUCUGGUGAAACCGCCGACUCCCUCAUGGCCUUGAGGUACUGUCUCGAGCGUGGUGCUCUCACCGUCGGUAUCGUCAACGUCGUCGGUUCUUCCAUCUCGCUCCUCACCCACUGCGGUGUCCACAUUAACGCCGGUCCUGAGAUUGGUGUCGCUUCCACCAAGGCUUACACCUCCCAGUUCGUCGCCAUGGUCAUGUUUGCCCUCUCGCUCAGCGAGGAUCGCGCGUCCAAGGCUCAGAGGCGAGAGGAAAUCAUGGAGGGCCUUUCCAAGAUCUCCGGCCAGAUUAGGGAUAUCCUUAAGCAGGAUGCUGCUAUCAAGGAUCUCUGCCGUAGGGUCUUCAAGGACCAGAAGUCGCUCCUGCUUCUUGGCCGUGGUCUCCAGUUCUCGACCGCUCUUGAGGGCGCUCUUAAGAUCAAGGAAAUUUCCUACCUUCACUGCGAAGCCGUCAUGUCUGGUGAGCUGAAGCACGGUGUUCUCGCCCUCGUUGACGAGAACCUCCCCAUCAUCAUGAUCCUCACCCGAGACGAUGUCUUCAAGAAGUCUCUAAACGCCUACCAACAAGUCAUUGCUCGUGGUGGCAAGCCCAUCGUCAUCUGCAACCCUGACGAUGAGGAGUUCAAGGCCAGCCAGGCUCUCAAGAUCGAGAUCCCCAAGACCGUUGACGUCCUCCAGGGUAUCCUCAACGUCAUUCCUCUUCAGCUCAUCGCCUACUGGCUUGCUGUCAUGGAGGGCCUCAACGUCGACUUCCCUCGCAACCUUGCCAAGUCUGUCACUGUCGAGUAA